AUGAAGGAGUUUGCCUUACAGUUUUCCCAUACAGGGAGACCUCCAAAUGGAGUCACCUGGGCCAGAGUCCUUUACUGCAACAGCUUUCAGAGAUUACAGUGUACUGGUUGUACCCCAAACUGGAUGUGGGGAGGACAGCUUUCUCCUGUGAGGCCUGCCAGGACAUCUUCUGGAUACCACAGAGAGUUCUCUCCUCAGCCUGCCUGCAUUGACUUGGGGAUGAUGUGGGCCCAUGCACUGUGGACACUCCUCCUACUCUGCAAAUUCAGCCUGGCAGUUUUGCCAGCUAAGCCUGAGAACAUUUCCUGUGUCUUCUACUAUGAAGAGAAUUUUACUUGCACCUGGAGUCCAGAGAAAGAAGCCAGUUAUACAUGGUACAAAGUAAAGAGAACUUACUCUUAUGGAUAUAAAAGUGAUAUUUGUCCAAGUGAUAAUUCUACAAGAGGAAAUCAUACUUUGUGCUCCUUUCUUCCUCCAACAAUAACAAACCCAGAUAAUUACACCAUUCAAGUGGAAGCUCAAAAUGCAGAUGGUAUAAUUAAAUCUGAUAUAACACAUUGGAGCUUAGAUGCUAUAACGAAAAUUGAACCACCUGAGAUUUUCAGUGUGAAACCAGUUUUGGGCGUCAAACGAAUGGUUCAAAUAAAAUGGAUACGGCCUGUGUUGGCUCCUGUUUCGUCUACUUUAAAAUACACACUUCGAUUCAAAACAGUAAAUAGUGCCUACUGGAUGGAAGUCAACUUCACCAAAGAAGAUAUUGAUAGAGAUGAAACCUACAACCUCACAGGACUGCAGGCCUUUACAGAGUAUGUUAUAGCUCUGCGAUGUGCCACUAAGGAGUCCAUGUUCUGGAGUGGUUGGAGCCAAGAAAAAAUGGGAACAACUGAGGAAGAAGCUCCACAUGGCUUGGAUCUGUGGAGAGUCCUGAGACCCGCCACAGUAGAUGGAAGAAGGCUAGUGCAGUUGAUGUGGAAGAAGGCAAGUGGAGCCCCAGUCCUGGAGAAGGCACUUGGCUACAACAUAUGGUACUUUCCAGAAAACAGUACUAACCUCACAAAGACAUUGAACACCACUAACGAGAAGCUUGAACUGUAUCUGGGAGGCAAGACCUAUUGGGUUUGUGUGGUUUCUUAUAAUUCUCUUGGGGAAUCUCCGGUGGCCACCCUGAGGAUUCCAGCUAUUGAUGAAAAGUCAUUUCAGUGCAUUGAGGCCAUGCAGGCCUGCCUCACUCAGGACCAGCUGGUGGUGGAGUGGCGAAGCUCUGCUCCAGAGGUAGACACAUGGAUGGUUGAGUGGUUUCCAGAUUUGGACUCAGAGCCCUCCACUUUUUCCUGGGAAUCUGUGUCUCAGGCUACAAACUGGACAAUUAAGCAAGAUGAAUUAAAACCUUUCUGGUGCUAUAACAUCUCUGUGUAUCCAGUGUUGCAAGAUCGAGUGGGCAAACCAUUUUCCAUCCAGGCUUAUGUCAGAGAAGGCAUUCCGUCAGCAGGUCCUGUGACCCAGGCGGACAACAUUGGUGUGAAGACAGUCACAAUCACAUGGAAAGAGAUUCCCAAGAGUCAAAGAAAUGGUUUCAUCACCAACUACACCAUAUUUUACCAAGCUGAAGAUGGAAAAGAAUUCUCCAAGACAGUUAACUCCAACAUCCUGCAGUACGAUCUGGAGUCCCUAACACGAAAGACCUCUUAUAGUCUUCAAGUCAUGGCCAGCACCAAUGCUGGGGGGAUCAACGGCACCACAAUAAACUUCAAGACAUUGUCAAUUAGUAUCCUUGAGAUUUUCCUUAUAACUUCUCUGGUUGGAGGUGGCCUUCUUAUUCUCAUCAUCUUGUCAGUGGCAUAUGGUCUCAAAAAGCCCAACAGAUUGAAGCACCUCUGUUGGCCCGAUGUCCCCAACCCUGCUGAAAGCAGCAUAGCCACAUGGCGUGGAGAUGAUUUCAAGGAUAAGAUAAAUUUGAAGGAAUCUGAUGACCCUGUGAAUAUGGAAGAAGACAGAGUUCUAAAACCAUAUUCUUCCCCCAGAGACCUUAUUGACAAGUUGGUGGUGAACUUUGAGAAUUUUCUGGAAGACGUUUCCACAGAGGAACUUGGAAAGGGUCAGGAAAACAUUUUGAGAGAAGAAAAAAAUGAAUAUGUGACUUCUCCAUAUCGGCCUUACUGUCCUCCCAUUUCAACUGAGAUUCCACAGAGAAAAUCCCAACAACUGUGUUCUAGAAUACCAGAGGGGAUCUGCUUAGAAACCACAGAGCAGCUUCUUUCUUCUGUUCUGAAUUUAGGGCCAGACCGUAUCUGUGAAGAAGGAGAACCUAAUCCAUACUUGAAAAAUUCAGUGACAACCAGAGAAUUUCUCACGUCUGAAAAACGUCCAGAGCAAACCAAAAGGGAAGUCUAAUUGUUACUGUGACUUGAAUCUCUCUGGGUUGUAGUGUGGGCAACUCUUAUAGACAGAAUGUAUUAGGACUUCGCCAGAAGAGCUUCCUUGGCUGUCUCCCCAUCCUUGCUUUGUGUUAGAGAAAUUGUCACACAUCCCUGAGUGGCUUGUUGAACUUGGUUGGCACAGAUGUGUAACUUGCCUGAGAAGAAGGGAUAGUGGUAUGUCUGAGCAUUUUGCAGAGGAAAAGUGUUUAUUUUCUUUUGUUCAGGUAACAAGCUCUCACUGAGGUCUCUGACAUAAUGAUUUUAAGGGACAAUGGAGCCCCUAAGGUGGAUAUAUCUUGCCUUCCCUAGGAAUUAGGUCUUUGCCACAACUUUUGCUCGAGCUUCUCCUCAGAGAUCCAGCAGACUUUCCCCAUUGCCAGAGGACAGUGGUCUGGUAGGAGGUGGGAAUCUCUCCCUUUACAUUGAUUUCCCUUGGGUUCUGGGUUCUACCUCCAAGGAAGCCCUGAGAUCUCACUUAUGAGAUUUUGUUUCUCCCUCAGUAUAGGGGCAAGGGAGGUAGAGUGGCCUUCCUGAUGGUGUGCUUCUCAUUAACCUCAUAAAAUCUCAAGUGUCUGCAGCAACACCUCCACCCAGGACUCUUGCCCCUAGUUCACAGCACAUUGGCCUCUAGUAAAUUGAUCUCAGCAGGGCACUAGGGAGUGGACUCCAGCCUGGGCCAGCAGGUCUGCCCCAAUCUUCAGGUCAUUGCCCAGCUCUGAAAAGCUCCCAGAGGCCUUUGCUGGCCCUUUAUCUUGCACUCAAACCUGGGAGUAGAAAGGCACCAAAUACUGCACUGCUUUUGUACAGGAUCUCUGGCCCCUUAUGCUAGCUCACAGCCUAGGAAUGCUUACAAAGCUUCCUUCAAAGGCCUCUUUCCUGAAGGACCUGAGCAGGGUGUGGAAACAUGCUACUGUAACUUUGCUGCCCCGACCCAGGACUCCUUUUCCUUCACCUUGGCCAUGCACAGAGCUUAUGACACGUCAGGGGAGCCUUUAGCCCAAGUGCUAAUGGCAGGAUUAGCUAAUGGCAGGAUUCAGUUGCUGAGAAUUGGGGACUAAUGGCUGGCCCUGGGCUGGCACCUCAACCGCAGUGAUGGCAGAUGAUUUCCUAAUAUGUGGCUUUGACUCAUCUGGCUAUUAGGGGAGGUCUCUGACAACCUGGUGAGAUCUGGGAAGGCCAGGCAAUGAGUGAGCAGCCAAGGUGCCUUGAACGUAGCAUUUGCCAGCCAGAAAGGCUCAUGUCCGUUUUUAUAGGAGAAUUUGAGAAGUCAGUACUUGAGUAGCAGGCAUGAACUUCACAAGCCAACAAUUCA
Molecule: messenger RNA, 3729 nt
Organism: Herpailurus yagouaroundi (jaguarundi)
Lineage: Eukaryota; Metazoa; Chordata; Mammalia; Carnivora; Felidae
Gene: IL31RA
Product: interleukin 31 receptor A
Exons: 16
Coding region: 1-2391 (796 amino acids)
Molecular function (GO): protein binding
Source: RefSeq, a predicted model, not a curated record